Messenger RNA from Meriones unguiculatus (Mongolian gerbil), 1607 nucleotides. It is a transcript of the gene Spi1, whose product is annotated as Spi-1 proto-oncogene. NCBI's taxonomy places the organism in Eukaryota, Metazoa, Chordata, Mammalia, Rodentia, Muridae. Gene Ontology annotation, biological process: cell differentiation; regulation of transcription by RNA polymerase II. The transcript has 5 exons. Gene Ontology annotation, molecular function: sequence-specific DNA binding; DNA-binding transcription factor activity, RNA polymerase II-specific. The coding region runs from base 789 to 1607 and encodes 272 amino acids. Gene Ontology annotation, cellular component: nucleus. The record is from RefSeq and is a predicted model, not a curated record.
CAAGAAGCUGCUGUGGUACUUAGCUGGGGGUGACGGGGGAGGAUGUAAAAAGCCAAGGCUCUUCCCGGGCAGCAGGGAAGCCCACUUGAGGAUCCAGAAAAAGAGAUAACGUGUGCAAGACUCAAUGUCCACUGUAGGCCCUAAUAGGCUUAGGUCAACCUAGCAUGGAUUCCAGGGCUACAGGAAACGCCAAGCCUGGCAGCCUUGGGACCAAAGUCCUCCAUUUGCCAAAUUCACCCUAGAAAUAAGGGACCCCAAGCUGUCAUUGUUCUGACCCCCAAAGAGGUGACUCUUGGCCGUGAUAGGAGUCUGAGAAGUCGGUAUUAUUGGGUUAGAAGAAUGGUUGACAACCUCAGCUAAGCCUAGCGGCUGGGGCAGCUGAGGCCUUCCAUGGUAGUGUCAGCCUUUCUCCCUCCCAGCCCCAGUUUCCUCUGGGCAGGGGGCCUGGCCCCAUGGUCUCCUAGGGCAGCCCUUUGAGAACCACCUGCCCCAGCCGGCCAGAGACUUCCUGUAGCGCAAGAGAUUUAUGCAAACGGGCUGGGGCGGUGAUGUCACCCCAAGGGGACUAUCUCCCAGUGGCAGGCCCUUCGAUAAAAUCAGGAACUUGUGCUGGCCCUGCAAUGUCAAGGGAGGGGGCUCACCCAGGGCUCCUGUAGCUCAGGGGGCAGGCCUGAGCCCUGCGUCUGACCCACGACCGUCCAGCCCCCCGACGGGGCACCUGGUCCUGAGGGGAUCCGCCUUGAUCCCCACCGAGGCCAGGGGAUCUGACCAACUUGGAGCUCAGCUGGAUGUUACAGGCGUGCAAAAUGGAAGGGUUCCCCCUCGUCCCCCCUCAGCCGUCGGACGAGCUGGUCACUUACGAGCCAGAGCUCUACCAACGCCAAACACAUGACUUCUACUCCUUCAUCGGCAGCGAUGCGGACAGCCACAGUGAUCAUUACUGGGACUUCUCCACACACCACGUACACAGCGAGUUUGAGAGCUUCCCUGAGAGCCAUUUCACGGAGCUGCAGAGCGUGCAGCCCCCGCAGCUGCAGCAGCUCUACCGUCACAUGGAGCUGGAGCAGAUGCAUGUCCUUGAUACCCCCAUGGCGCCGCCCCACGCCAGCCUCAGCCACCAGGUUCCCUACGUGCCCCGGAUGGUCUUCCCUUACCAAUCCUUGUCCCCAGCCCACCAGCAGAGCUCUGAUGAGGAAGAGGGGGAGAGGCAGAGCCCCCCGCUGGAGGUAUCUGACGGAGAGGCUGAUGGCUUGGAGCCUGGGCCAGGCCUUCUGCACGGGGAGACAGGCAGCAAAAAAAAGAUUCGCCUGUACCAGUUCCUGCUGGACCUGCUGCGCAGCGGCGACAUGAAGGACAGCAUCUGGUGGGUGGACAAGGACAAGGGCACCUUCCAGUUCUCGUCCAAGCACAAGGAGGCGCUGGCGCACCGCUGGGGCAUCCAGAAGGGCAACCGCAAGAAGAUGACCUACCAGAAGAUGGCGCGCGCGCUGCGCAACUACGGCAAGACGGGCGAGGUGAAGAAAGUCAAGAAGAAGCUCACCUAUCAGUUCAGCGGCGAGGUGCUGGGCCGCGGGGGCCUGGCCGAGCGGCGCCUCCCGCCCCACUGA